Messenger RNA from Bursaphelenchus okinawaensis, 1565 nucleotides. The record is from the annotation of a GenBank genome assembly. Lineage: Eukaryota; Metazoa; Nematoda; Chromadorea; Rhabditida; Aphelenchoididae.
AUGCGUUGUGCUUUGAGGCAUAUCUAUGGGGACGGAGCUUUGCAGAUGAAGAUGGCACCAACAACGUUUCAAACUGCUUCUGGAAAGAAUAUGGAGAUUACGGCGUUGGAAAGUAAAUAUCACAUUGAAAUCAGACCAAGGUAGGUGAAUAUUUUUUUGGGUUUUCUUUUUUUAGGUUCUUCAACUAUGCGACUUGUUGAUAUAGAUGGUACUUUUUGUCAGAGUGCUUAAUGUGGAUUUAAAGUUUAGAUGUGGGGUAUAGCAUUGGAAAAUGCUCAACAUGGUGGAUGUUGUACUCAUUUUUUUGUUUUUAGUGAUGCGGGCAUUCACGAUAGGAUUGUUGUACAGAAGUUUAUCAAAGAAGCAGCAGAAAACCACUUGAAAUCGGGCAGAAGAAACUUUAAAGGUGCGUUUACUUUACAACCAUAUCCUAUAUUAAUUUAUAAGUUGGAAUUUUAUAUAACAUUUUUAAAAUAGUGUCUUUUAUGUUAAAAUACGUUUUAAGAUUAUCUAUUGUAUCAUAAUUAUAAGAUAAUGUAUGGUGUUUUACAAAUAUGUAAUAGAAAUUCCAGUGAUUGUUAUUCACGAAGCUCAUCGACUCUCAUUUGAUGCUCAAUCGGCAUUGCGUCGUACAAUGGAGAAACAUUCAAGCAGAUGUAAACUUUUCUUGUGUUGUACUGAUCUUCACAAAAUCAUGGACCCUCUGGUCUCUAGAUGUGUACCAAUACGUAUUGCAAACCCGGACACUGCCGAGGUAAGUAAAAAUCUCAUUACUAUUGCUAUGACAUUGUUAAGAUUACUGAAAUGUAUUGUUUUUGUCAAGGAGGGCUUUUAAACAUGUUUUUUUUAGUUGACAGCUGUUCUGAAAAACGUUGCACAAAAAGGAAAAUAUUACAAUAACCGACAAGUUUGUGAAUUCUAUAGUGGCUCUGUCAAAUCAUAACAUUAGAACAGCUUUGAUGAUGUUUGAUGCUACUGUUACUAAAGGGUAGGUUUGUAAUGGAUUUUGACUUACUGUUUACGUAAUUUUAAACAUGAAAUUUUUGAAAAUUUUUAACAAAUUUUACUUCAGUGGAAAAAAGAUGAGAUACGAUGAUUGUCGCGUUGUCAUAGCUGAUCACAAAGCUGCUGUUAGUAACAUUGUGAAUACGCUGAUGUCCAGGAAGACGGUUGACAGUGUUCAACUUGUACGGAACAAGUUUUAUGAUCUCAUUAAUGCGUUGGUACCUAUGGACGUGCUCUUUGAUGUGAGUUUCCUAAAAGCAUUUUCUUUUUGAUUUUAGGGGAUGAAGCUGUGAAUUACAAUAAAGAUGUUAUGAAGUCUAAAUUUCUGAUUUUACUUGAGUUUCAGAUGAAGAAUAUUUUUUGAAAGUUGUAUAAUUAAAAAUAUGUUUCAGGCUUUAGCACUGGAAAUGAGCAUGAAAGUGGCUACAGUCGACGAACAGCUACUUAUAUUCGAAAGCGCCGCUGAGUUCCAGCAUUUAUCGUUGCACGGUGACAAACCUGUUCUUUAUCUGGAGUCGUUUGUAUUGCAAGUUUUGACUAAUCUUGUUAAUCGGCUUUAA